CGUAGUUGUUGAAGCGUGCGUAAGGUUCAUUUGCUAAAAAAUCACGUUUGUUGUAAGUUGUUUCCUCUAGAAUUCAUUUUAAAAUGAGUGGAACUAAAAACCCUUGUAACAAUAACAAGCCGAGUCUACCGAAGCCGUACAUCAAAACUUGCUGCUUUUGUUUUCCUAUACGAAAAGGAUGCUUUAUUUUGGGCUACUUGAAUUUGGUUAACACAUUACUAAGUCUGGUAUAUAUUACCUAUUACACAAUUAUGGUUAGCGAAGCAACUCAUGGCUUUGAUCACUUCGAUGUGCCCUUUGGUAUUGAUGUUAAACUUAAUCCAGAGUAUUCUGAAGAACGUAUGCAAGACCAGUUAACGAAAGCCGAGAUAAUUCUCGCCGUUGGUUUAUCGAUGUGCGUAGUCUGGGCUAUUGUAAAUAUCAUCUGCUUGGUUGGACUUCAUAUGAACCGCGUCGGCCUCAUUCGAGUCUACCUCGUAUUUGCUUUUAUAAGGAUGAUAUUAAUUAUGCUUAGAAUUACCUACCUCACUUCAUCAGAGCUGUCCAUAUUUGUCGUCGAAAUAUUUAAUUUUGUUUUAACAGCGUAUUUUACCCUGAUCUACUACUCGUAUGUCAAGCAGUUGGAGUACAAGGAGCUGUUAAAAAUUUAUAUUGUCGACGCUCGGAAUAUGCAGAACACUGUACCCCAAUACUAUCCGACAAUAAUUGAGGAAAAGACUGUUGUUGAAAAAUUUUAGGAUUAAGUAAAGUUUAAAUAUUAAUGUUAAGCCUGUAAUAUAUCCCACACUUCAUUUAUUUGUAUCUGUGGUUGAUCCCCGUCCAAUCCCCUCCGAUCGAUCCCCCAUCGACUUCAAACGGCGAUCGAAAAUACGACGGCAUGAGCCGAUGUUCGAACCCCUAGCGGUGCUCUCAGACUAAAGUCGUAUCAGUCACUCGGGAGUUAGCCUUCAGCCGCUCCAUAAGUCCUUUCUUUGGUUUGCCCCUAUUGUCCGGUGAAGUUGUAAAGGCCAGCUGCGGCCAACAGCAUUAGAGUAGUCCGAAAACAAACUUUUUAUAAUGUAUAAACUCAAAAAUCGUCUUUAAUGGUUUGUCAUUAAAAUCUAAUUUCAAUAAUUUGAAUUUUUGUCUUAAUAUAACCUGUAGUUUAACCUGUUCUUGUUGAAAAAUAUUAAACUUAAGUAUAUUUUAAAAUAUUAAUGUUAAGUUUGUAAUGUAAAAUUAAAGCGCCACAAUGUUUUGAGGUUAUGGUGACGGUUAAAAAAAUUCCAUCAUAUCUCAUGUUUAAUACUAAACUGCAUUAAGUACAAAAUUAUCCAUUAUGAAAAUUC
Molecule: messenger RNA, 1328 nt
Organism: Achroia grisella
Lineage: Eukaryota; Metazoa; Arthropoda; Insecta; Lepidoptera; Pyralidae
Exons: 5
Coding region: 84-737 (217 amino acids)
Source: RefSeq, a predicted model, not a curated record